Messenger RNA from Penicillium digitatum Pd1, 726 nucleotides. Lineage: Eukaryota; Fungi; Ascomycota; Eurotiomycetes; Eurotiales; Aspergillaceae. The record is from RefSeq and is a predicted model, not a curated record.
AUGUGCAACAGCGCCAAGCAGAGUACUUCCAUUUCGGACGAGUUCAUCCAGCCAUAUUUUGAAACCGUCCUUUCCCACUCAGCUGGCGAACUCAAAGAGAAGAUCUCAAGGAGCGAGACCUUUCUCGAUGCCCUAGCCAGCUUCACCCGUGAUCCCCGCGUCCUCCGUGACCAACUCAUCGCUGUCCUCCUCGCAGGUCGCGACACAACAGCCGCAACGCUAUUCUUUUGCAUCUUCGAGCUCUCUCGCAACCCAAAAGUCGUAGCGAAGUUGCGCGACGAGAUCCACAACAGACUCGGCGUCGGUGCCAAGGCCCAGAAACCCAGCUACACCGAUCUCAAAGAAAUGAAGUACCUCAACGCAAUGCUGCAUGAGACGAUGCGUUUAUAUCCAGUUGUGCCAUUCAAAGUGCGCUACUCUCUACGCGAUACGACGCUUCCACGUGGUGGUGGAGUGGACGGGCUAGCGCCUGUGGGAGUUCGCGCAAACUCGCGCAUUUUCUACUCGACGAUGUUGAUGCAGCGGGAUCCUGACUUGUAUGAUGGCCCGGGAUCGGAGAACUAUUUCGAACCUGGGGAUGCGCUGCCAGUUGGUGGGAAAGGCAAAGUUGAAGAUCCAGUGCUUCACUUUGAAGUUACCCUCAGUCCUGGCUCUGAGCUGAAUUGCGUUUUCCUGAAGGAGGGCGAAGAGGCUGCGCACAGUGCUGCCACGACGGGUGUUGCUUGA